This is a messenger RNA of Perkinsus marinus ATCC 50983, 756 nucleotides long. RefSeq lists its product as hypothetical. The transcript has 2 exons. The coding region runs from base 1 to 756 and encodes 251 amino acids. The record is from RefSeq and is a predicted model, not a curated record. NCBI's taxonomy places the organism in Eukaryota, Perkinsozoa, Perkinsida, Perkinsidae.
AUGACUAUCGACAACAACUCCGAUAUUUCGUCCAACAUCAAUCUCCCUCCGACCCAGGAGACCGGCGGCUUCGUGACUGUUAUGGAAGCAGUUCUGAAUGUCUGCGCUGGGUCGGCCAUGGGAGUCAGGAAGGCCAAUGAGGUGAAAACGCUGCUGGACAGAAUGCAUGCGAUGUAUACGGGCGCGCAAGAAGAUCUGUGUGAGGGUCAGAGAAAGUUAAUCAAGGUUAUGGAAGAGCACGGUAGGGUCAAAGAGGAGAUUUCGAGGAUAAACAGGUCCGGCAUGGCCACGGGUCUGGGGGUGCAGCGUACGGAAACACUGGGAACUGGCGGGAUGCCCAGCAGACCCGACAGGGACGGAACUUUGAUCUGGGUGACCGGUGGAGACAUCAGAGAAGACAGGAGCACGGAGCAUCGCCUCCGUAUAGUCGGAAGAAUUGGCUGUAAAGCCGAAGUAGUGGUGCUAGACAGCUUUUUCGCGAAAGAUGGCAGGCUAGGGAUCAGAGUAGCUGAAGGUGAUGUAGGCGGUGCCGUACGUGCGGCCGUAGAUCUUGGGUAUGAAGGGAAGAGCCCUGGAUCCUUUGAGCCUGAGUUAUUCAUAAGGGAAGUCGGCUCGAUCAGUGAGCAGACGUUGAAGGAUGCUAUAGGUGAAGAAUGCACAGCAGUUUACAAAAGGGGCCUCAACGCCUUUGUAAGAGUGAAGAAGUGUGGAACCCGAGCUGAAACACAGGAGGAAGAUGUGCUAUCGAUGCUGUGA